Aspergillus pseudotamarii is the source of this 2004-nucleotide messenger RNA. RefSeq names its product glycoside hydrolase superfamily. The transcript is spliced from 4 exons. The record is from RefSeq and is a predicted model, not a curated record. Lineage: Eukaryota; Fungi; Ascomycota; Eurotiomycetes; Eurotiales; Aspergillaceae. The coding region runs from base 1 to 2004 and encodes 667 amino acids. Gene Ontology annotation, molecular function: beta-N-acetylhexosaminidase activity. Gene Ontology annotation, biological process: carbohydrate metabolic process.
AUGUUUUGGGGUCAACUUGUUAAUAUAGGCCUUUUCCUUUCCCUUUCUAUAGGAGGGUACAGCCGAUUGGUCACUAUCCCAACUAUACCGUUCAAUGGAACGAACGGUAUCUAUUCCCUGGCUCAACUCACCAGUAUUGUGGUUGAUGCGCGCUAUGCCAAUGUUGUAGAUAAUGAUGGCGCAACCCAAAUCCCACCUACGUUGCAACAAUUCGCCGAGACUUUCCAGAAGGACCUCCAGUCCACAGUAGGGAUUGAUAUACCACUCACGUCUAGCAGGACGGCCGCGGUAAAUUCAAUCUUCUUCACAUUUACGAAUGACACGGGAUUCCAUGAUGCUGCCGGGAGAUAUACCUCAGAAGCAUAUACCCUAACAAUAAACGAAAAUGGCGUGAAAAUCGCUGGAGCCAGUCCACUAGGUGUUUGGUGGGGAUCGCGGUCAUUGAUUCAGGCGGCAGUCGUCAGUGGCGACACCCUUCCUCAAGGAUCUGCAGUGGAUGCGCCUGGGUGGGCUAAUAGAGGCAUCAUGUUGGAUGCUGGGCGCCACUUUUACCCCCCUGAAUUUCUGAUCGAAAUGUGCGCAUUCCUAUCCUUUUUCAAACAGAAUGCAUUUCACGUACAUUUGAGCGACAAUCUCUACAACAACGUAGAUCGGUAUUCCGCUCAGCAGUCGAUGGAUCUGUAUGCAGCAUUCCGCCUAUGGUCGGAGGAUCCUGCGGUAGCUGGACUGAAUAAACGGGCCAAUGAAUCAUAUACCAAGGAGCAAUUCGACAACGUCCAACAACAGUGUGCCCGGCGGGGUGUCACUAUUAUUCCUGAGAUCGAAGCUCCAGGUCAUGCGCUGGUCAUCACCCAGUGGCGGCCUGAGCUAGCCCUUGACGAUCUCAGCAUGCUUAACAUUACCCAUCCAAACACUAUUCCUACUAUGAAGGCCAUUUGGAAGGCUUUCUUGCCCUGGUUCCACAGCAAAACCGUUCACAUAGGUGCAGACGAAUAUGAAAAAGAUCUAGUGGCAGAUUAUACAUCUUUUGUUAAUACGAUGCGGGACUAUAUCUUCAAAGAAUCAGGCAAGGGCAUGAGAAUCUGGGGCACCUUCAAACCAUCACAGGGUGCCAAUGUUUCCACGGACGUCUCCAUCCAGCAUUGGGAGUUCUUCGAGGAUAAUCCUUACUUCGACUAUAUCAAGAAUGGAUAUAAUGUGCUCAAUUCGGACGAUGCGUUCUACAUUGUAGGCAAGUGGUCCGGUAGCUACCCAUCCACGCUGAACAAGACUCGUGUGUUCUAUGGAAAUCCCGCCGGCGGGGCUUAUUCUCCCAAUGUCUUCGACACCAAGAAUGCCACCAACAACCCUCCUCGGAAUGACCCUCACAUCCUCGGCCACAUUGCGGCUCUAUGGAACGACUAUGGUCCAAAUUCUACUACGGUCCUUGAAACAUAUUAUUCGUGGAGGGAUACACUUCCUGCCCUGGCCGACAAACAAUGGGGCGGAAGCAUUCUAGAGGAGGAAUAUGAUGCAGUAUUUGACAAGAUUCACGCCGCAAUCCCUGGACAAAACUUAGAUCGUCGUGUACAGAGUCACACUGAUACCGUACUACAUUACAAAUUCGACAAGGACACCGAGGCCGUCGUUGACCAUUCUGGAAACGGCUAUGAUGGAAUCAUACGAGGAUGCCACGUCCAAAACUCCACUCUCCUACUUUCCAACGGCUGCUAUGUGAACACCCCACUAGGUAGCAAAGGGAGAGACUACACUCUAUCAUUCUGGGUGAACCCCACAUCACAAACCCCCGGCACCCUCUUUGCGGGACCCGACUCGGCCCUUCUAAACGGAAACGGGUCGAUUAGCAAUAUAACUCUGAUAAGCGGUGGCAACCCAUACUCACUCAACUACAGUCUUCCUCUUAAUACGUGGACCCAAGAUCUACAAGUAUGGAGUUUCUUGCGCGUCUGGGGAUCAAUGGCGAAAGCCAAGUUUGGGCUCCAAUUGGAAUCGAAGCUCCACUAG